This is a messenger RNA of Peniophora sp. CBMAI 1063, 1209 nucleotides long. The record is from the annotation of a GenBank genome assembly. NCBI's taxonomy places the organism in Eukaryota, Fungi, Basidiomycota, Agaricomycetes, Russulales, Peniophoraceae.
AUGAACUACUCCGCCGUCUCGGACGUUAGCGAGUCUAUCUUUGGACCACCAUCUGAGCUCAUCGAGGUUGGUGCUCUACCGGAUGCUUCUGCUGAAUUAGAAGGCGCCUGGGCGCAGCUGGAUGCUGUUCUCGAAGGGAUUGAACGCGAGAAGCUUGAACAGAUCGAAGCCGAGUGCAGUGUAGAUGACUUCAAGAAGGGCAUGGAGGAAGCGGCUCACGAUCCUCGGCGAUUCGUCUUAGCUUUGGGCCCGCAUGAGCGCACCCUGCGUGCCCUUGAGGAUACGAAGAUGCGGGCCAGAAGCCGGAAGAAAGGCCGCGAGUUGAAGGAGAAUGCCGACCUUACAUCCGAGACGCGCGCAUUUAAGGAUAAGCUCGAUGGUGUGGCGCUGAAGUGCUGGCCGAUACCUGAUGGAGCUGCAUUGUUCAUCCGUGGAGGUAUGAACAAGGACAGGAAUGCGAUUCGCAAGAUUAAAUCUACACGUAACGGUACUUUACCCAAAGCCGGAGACGUCGUGAUUACGGCCAGCAUCUACGCGCGCGGCAAAUACACUUGGCAUACCGUAUCGCGUCUUUCGCAACACAUACUGCUAGGACGCCAGACGUUGGGGAACUUGUAUGACAUCAUCCCGUGUGCGACUAACGAGUUGCCUGCUGAGACGGGCACGCCAGACGGAUAUGACGCGGACAAGCGCGCGGAGUCUCUCGGUGCAGUCAUGGUCAUCGAAGGCGUCGCAUACGGAGAUGGGCUGAGCGAAUGCGACUACUCAGACAAGCUCAUCGAUAAGUUGUCGGAUCCGCCGCAGAAAGGUGAAGCGAUGCAUCAGACUCGGCUCGAUAGUCUAGCUAUACGCCUGAACGAGCCUUAUUGGAUGCUGCACGAAGGUGCUUGCGAACACUUCAUCGUCUUCGACCAGAUCAGGUUCUGGCAGCCACAUUCCACCGAUGUGCCAGACACCGCUGGCUAUCCGCUGACGACGCAUAUGGCUCCCGUAGGCCUUUCGCUGUGUAUCGCAUGCGGUAAAGUUCCAGCGCUCUAUGCUGUGCUGGGAGAUCUGCGUUUGGGGCAGAGUCCGGCGCAUAUGUGUGGUCCCUGCUGGCGGAUGAUGGGGCCCGAGUACGCUGCACCCGACGUCAGGAUUGUGCCUCUGCCUAAGCACGAACAUGGUUGGGUCCUGGAUGCCACUGGGGAAGAGGAGGAGGAAGAGUGA